This is a messenger RNA of Rattus rattus (black rat), 1232 nucleotides long. It is a transcript of the gene Eif3k, whose product is annotated as eukaryotic translation initiation factor 3 subunit K. The coding region runs from base 89 to 745 and encodes 218 amino acids. The transcript has 8 exons. Gene Ontology annotation, biological process: regulation of translational initiation. Lineage: Eukaryota; Metazoa; Chordata; Mammalia; Rodentia; Muridae. Gene Ontology annotation, molecular function: ribosome binding; translation initiation factor activity. The record is from RefSeq and is a predicted model, not a curated record. Gene Ontology annotation, cellular component: cytoplasm; eukaryotic translation initiation factor 3 complex.
CCACGUUUCUUUUUCUUCCGGUCCUCGAGUACUUAGUACCGUAACUGGUGUUCGACUCCAGCUGAGGCUGCAGAAGGCGACAGUGGUCAUGGCGUUGUUUGAGCAGAUGAGAGCAAACGUGGGCAAGUUGCUCAAGGGUAUCGACAGGUACAAUCCCGAGAACUUGGCUACCCUGGAGCGGUAUGUGGAGACACAGGCCAAGGAGAAUGCCUAUGAUCUGGAAGCCAACCUGGCCGUCCUGAAACUGUACCAGUUCAACCCAGCCUUCUUCCAGACCACAGUCACUGCCCAGAUUCUGCUGAAAGCCCUCACCAACCUGCCCCACACCGACUUUACUCUGUGCAAAUGUAUGAUCGACCAGGCACACCAAGAAGAGCGGCCCAUCCGACAGAUCUUGUACCUCGGGGACCUGCUGGAAACCUGCCACUUUCAAGCCUUCUGGCAAGCCCUGGAUGAGAACAUGGACCUCCUGGAAGGCAUAACUGGCUUUGAAGACUCUGUCCGAAAAUUUAUCUGCCAUGUCGUGGGCAUCACCUACCAGCAUAUCGACCGCUGGCUGCUGGCCGAGAUGCUCGGAGACCUGACUGACAACCAGCUGAGGGUGUGGAUGAGCAAGUACGGCUGGAGCGCGGACGAGUCAGGGCAGGUCUUCAUCUGCAGCCAGGAGGAGAGCAUUAAGCCCAAGAACAUCGUGGAGAAGAUCGACUUUGACAGUGUGUCCAGCAUCAUGGCCUCCUCCCAGUAACUGUGUGCAUUAAUAAAGAUUGUUCACUCCACCCUGUUGUCUCCUGCCUCUGCCCUCAGAGAGCCAACUUGUGACCUGAGCUGGGGCCCUUCCCUCUUCUGGGGCGUCCCCCACGCCACUUCCUCCUUUGUCCCGCCCUGCUGCCUUUCCCUGCCCCUCCUUUUUGACCUGUGAGUCAGUGUAGGAUGAGGUAGGCUGAGGCCAGCUAAUGGCCUGGGGAGUUGCCACCCUGGGGCCCUGUGCUCUGGAGGGAGUGGAGAGCGUGCUCUCUGCACCUCUGACAAGUCACCCGGCUUCUGAAAGGGAGGGGGUGGUACUUCCUCAACCGGCAGUGGCAACAGCCUGCCCAGCCCUGCACUUGGAAGGUGCAGGUAGGAAGAUCAGGGAUGAAAAGAUGCCCUUAGCUGCAUCAGAUUCUGUUUUUAAAGGGGGGCUGAGGGGCUCAGUCCACAAACUUCUGCUGCUCAAAUAAAAAGGUGUGGUAAUG